ACAAUUACUCUUUGUAGUUUGUUUUCACUUUUAUUAAGGGUUUAUAAAGAUUUCUAAAACUCUUUUUUAUUAAAGAUUUAUAAAACCCCUAUAUUGCAUCUACACAGGAUGAUCCCCUUAUACUUUACAAAGACUGAAGAAAAAACCUGGAUAGCAUUAUAUGCCCAUCUCUACUCUGAUCUUUGCCUUGUAAUUACAGCAUAUCCUCCAGGUCACAACACUGGGUGCAGACACAAAGAUUUACUGUUUGCAAACUCAACUCUGCAUAGUAGUGAGCAAAUGCUCUUCCCCCUGCCCCCCUCACAGUUUUGGGGAGAUUUUGAGUCUUUCCCCUUUUGCUCUAAAUAUUGCAGACAAAUCAUGUGCUCCAAUUAGUGCUGAUAUUAGUGUUUAUUUCUCUAAGUAAAAAGCACAAUGUUGGGAGUCUCUUACUUUGUUGGAAAUCCAUCCUUCUUAGUUACUUUUUUGUUAGAGAGUCCUCAUGAUUUCUCUCUGUCUGUAUCUUUCUCCUCCUCUUUCCAUUCCCAAAUUACAUUCAAUACAAUUCCAGUAUAGGAGUUCUUCAAAAAUCCCUUGCUUGGUUUCCAUCCCUUCAGAAGAGAUCUCAAUGCAACUCAUCCAGCCUUGCUGUUGCACAGGACUCAGUUAAGUGGAUUGUCAAGUUGGAAAAAAACCCACAAUAACUCAUCAGAAGAUGUUUCACAUUUUUCAAUAUCAGCCUUUAAGACUAAUAACCCAAAACAGUCUUUCUAGCAUGUGUUUAAAACUCACGUUUUCAAGACCCGUUGCAUUUGCACAAAUAUGGAAGUCAUGGUUCUCAAGUCAUUCUCUUCUUGGAAAGAAAAAUAUUAUCCUGAUGGGACCUCCAGGUGCUGGGAAAACAACGACUGGGAGAAUAGUGGGCCAGAAACUGGAUUGCCCUGUCAUAGACAUAGAUGAUGAUGUCCUUGAAACAACCUGGAACAUGAGCGUGUCACAAAAACUGCAGGACGUUGGUUAUGAGGAAUUUCUAGAGGAGGAAGGAAAAGCCCUGUUGAAGUUCUCAGCAUCUGGAAGUGUCAUUUCCCUUAGUGGAUCCAAUCCAAUGCAUGCUGCUGGCAUGCAGCACAUAAAGAAGAAUGGAAUAGUUGUGUAUCUGGAUGUGCCCACAUCAGUCAUUAUGAGCAGGCUGAAAUCAAAGCAGAUGGAUCGCAUCGUGGGGCUGUCUCCUGGUGUUUCUCUCAAAGAUGUGCUCCAGUUUAGGAAGCAGUUCUACAAAAGGUGGUUUGACAUCCGUGUUCUUUGUGGCGGGGAUGUUGCUGCAGAGGUCGUGGCAGAAAAGGUACUUGAUGCUGUGAAGAGAUACCAAGACUCAGAACUGGAAACUUUCAUUUCAACAAGGUCUACUAGGUCUGGAAGGAGUACGGAAGAAGACUCUAAUAAAUUUUAUUUCAGUGAUGUUGUUAUUCAGGGCUUAGCCCUUGAUGGGGGACUCUUUGUUCCUGAGAGAGGACUUCCAAAAUUCACUGCUGAAGAAUGGCAAGGUCUGAUAGAAGCAACUUACAUUGAAAGAGCCCAGGUGAUACUAGAAAGAUGCAUACAUCCUGCUGAUAUUCCUGCUUCUAGGCUGGCAGAAAUUAUUGAAACUGCUUAUGGAGAAAACUUUAGUUGUUCUAAAGUUGCCCCAGUUAGGCAUCUGGCAGGCAAUCAGUUCCUUCUUGAGUUAUUUCAUGGACCAACAGCAUCAUUUAAAGAUUUUGCAUUACAGUUGAUGCCACAUUUAUUUGCCUACUGCAUUCCCAGAAGCUGCAAUUACUUGAUUCUGGUAGCUACUUCUGGGGACACAGGGAGUGCUGUUCUGGAUGGCUUUAGUCGUCUCCAUGACACUGACAAACAGAGAAUUGCUUUGAUGAAUUUUUUUCCUGAGGAUGGAGUAAGCCCAAUUCAAAAAUCACAAAUGAUUGGCUGUCAGAAGGAAAAUGCUUGGUCAGUGGGUGUCAAAUCAGAUUUUGAUUUUUGCCAGACAGCUAUAAAGCAAAUCUUUACUAAUUCUGAUUUUACUGGCUUUCUUACGGUAGAAUAUGGAACAGCUUUAGCUGCAGCAAACUCCAUAAACUGGGCACGACUGCUUCCUCAGAUAGUUUAUCAUGCCUCUGCAUACCUUGAUCUCGUUCAUCAGGGUAUUAUUUCUUUUGGAAGCCCUGUAGAUAUUUGCAUUCCUACGGGAAACUUUGGCAACAUCUUAGCUGCUUUCUAUGCUAAAAUGAUGGGAAUUCCUAUCAGGAAAUGUAUUUGUGCUUCCAAUGAAAACAACGUUUUGACUGAAUUCAUAAGAACAGGUGUUUAUGAUUUGAGGGGAAGAAAAUUAAUUUCCAGUUUUUCACCAGCAGUAGAUAUUUUGAAGUCCUCCAAUCUUGAGCGAUACUUACACCUGAUUGCUAAUGAAGAUGGACAACUGGUGACACAAUUAUUUAAUCAGCUGGAAAAUCAGGGCCACUUCCAGCUGCAGAAAGAUCUACUUGGAAAGCUUCAGCAGGACUUAGUGGCUGGCUGGUGCUCUGAUGAGGACUGUCUGGCUGCCAUUCACUCUGUGUACAGUACUACAGGAUAUAUUUUGGAUACACACACAGCUGUUGCUAAAGUAGUUGCAGAUCGAUUACAAGAUAGAACUUGCCCAAUUAUUAUUUCAUCUACAGCUCAUUAUUCUAAGUUUGCACCUGCUAUCUUGAGGGCCUUGAGGAUUGCAGAAAUAAAUCAGAAUCCAUUAAGUCAGCUUCACUUGCUGAGUUCUUACAGCGCUCUGCCUCCAAUCCACUGGGGCCUAUUGGAAACCCUGAAAAAGACAGGAAAUGGGGAUCACCAGGUCUGUGCUGCUGAUAUGAGUGUGCUGAUGUCCCAUAUAGAAACCUUAAUUCAAAAUCAUUUUAUGAAAGUUUUUUGAGCAACUCAUCCAAGGAACACAAUUGCAAUACCUUCUUAGCAAACUGCAUGCUUUAUGAAAGCCAUCAUUCAUCUGGCCUGUGUCCAGUCCACAGCAUAUCUCACAGUUUUAUAUUCAGUUGCCAAGCUUUCAACAGUAUUUGUAAGUAACAUGUGUGAGAUUUCUCGUGGCAGUGAAAGGUUGUGAAUCUAGAGUGUAAAAAACUGGAAUACCACUUUGCAAAUCAUACACAGCAGAGAUGCCAGCACUGCUGGCUCUCCUUGGCAGUGCUGAGGAAUCCUCAAUGGAAGGAGACAGAUAAUAAAGUCUGACCUUUCUGGAACUAAUCGCUCUGGUUUUGUUGCAACAAUGAUGUGAACCUUUGGUCAGUGGAUGUUUAAUUAAACUUUAACUCAUUUCACUUAGGGUACUGAAACAUAAUGAUAUAAUGGUGUUCAUAUGUUACUAAUGAGGGUUGAUUUCACUACAAAGAUUAAAAUACCCUUGUAUUGUUAAUCCUUGAAACAUUAAAUUUUGUGAUAUAUUACCUUCUUGUAUAAUGUUUUUUAUGUAUUGUGUUGCCUGUGUCUAAAAAUAAAAAUCUGGUAAUUUUGUUUUUAAUGCUUUUUUUCACAAAUAUUUUCCUGUGUCAAAUAGAAUACCUAAUUAAAUAUUUUUAAUAUAUUUGAGGUGUGGCUCUUUCUCCAAUGUCUUGUAGUCUCUUUCCUAGACAUUUUUUAUUUGAACUUUCAACUUUAAAAUCCUUUUUUAGUUCUAUAGAAGAAUCUGAUAGUGAUAACAGCUGUCUUCUUAAAUAAGAAACAGACUUCACUAUUUAUUUAGAUAUAUUUUUUGUAUUAUGUUUUAUCUUGGAGAUCAUAUAGCUUUUCUUGUUCUAAUUACUUAUGUUUUCAUAUUUUUCUUAAGUUAAUUUCCUUGAUGUUCUAUUCUAUUUGAGCUUUGCAUGAAUUAAUGUAAGAAAGAAGCUUCCCAAAUUACUUGGCAUCUCAUCAAGGAAAGUGAAGGAUGAAUUCCAGUCUGAUAGCAUCAGAAGUGUUCAUUAUGUAACCCAAAAUACAUCUGUGUGGUUUUGCUAAUGACAGGCACUUUGCUGUUUGGGUUUUUUUCUUCUGAAGAAAAAUUAGACUGGAUUGUCCUAGGAGAUCAUGUGGUUAUGGACAAAUGUAUUCUACUAAUCGAAGAUUAUAUUUCACGAGGACAUAAACUACAUUUCAUACUAUGAGAAAUAGUAAAAUGAUGUAUUGAAAGGUUUAAGUGGCAUGCAGUUAGAGGUAAAGAGCUAAGAGUCUUCAGAUGUAAGGACAUAUAGCUAUGGGAAGUUGUGUUUCCCACUAAGAUGCAAAUAAUCUGGUAAUUGAUAACCUUUUUUUGCCUCUUCAAUAGGCAACAUGUCCUACAUGUCAGGAUUCACUUGAGGCUUUGAACUGUUGUCAUAUCUGACAGCUUCCCCUGUGUGCCUGCUUGUACUUUUUGCCACACUAGAAGUGAACAAGACACCAUCUAGCAAACUGUUUGAAAAAAUUGUCAUUUUUUCCAGCUGAAGGUGAAAGUCCCCAGCACUAUGUGCCUUUGCCACAGUGAAUAUGUAUAGAGUGUUAUUAAAUGUAGCUGAGAACAGGGGUGUGACACAGUAGCUUUCUAGAUUCCCCCAUUCUUAGAUACUUUUUUAGGACCUUUCUAGUUCUUUGCUAAAAGCUUUUUCACUAUUUCUGCAGUAACUUUGAAAAAUAACUUUUUGUUUUUAUGGAAUU
This is a messenger RNA of Melozone crissalis (California towhee), 4671 nucleotides long. It is a transcript of the gene THNSL1, whose product is annotated as threonine synthase like 1. The transcript is spliced from 2 exons. Gene Ontology annotation, cellular component: cytoplasm. Gene Ontology annotation, molecular function: pyridoxal phosphate binding. Gene Ontology annotation, biological process: amino acid metabolic process. The record is from RefSeq and is a predicted model, not a curated record. Bases 695 to 2920 code for a protein of 741 amino acids. NCBI's taxonomy places the organism in Eukaryota, Metazoa, Chordata, Aves, Passeriformes, Passerellidae.